UUUUCACACCACCCUUCCGAUUAUUUUGCCGUAAUGUUGUGACUUAAAGUGCAAUUUUAUUAUUUAUUAUUAAUUAAUAAAUCCAUAAGUAUCAAAAUGGAUAGUCAAGGUCGGAAAAUAAUAGUUUGUGAUAAUGGAACAGGGUUCGUUAAAUGUGGUUAUGCUGGUUCUAACUUCCCUGCUUUUACAUUUCCGUCUCUGGUUGGAAGACCUAUCAUACGAGCUGCCCACAAAAUUGGAGAUAUUGAAGUAAAGGAUGCACCUACUGAUGCUCGUGAUUUGAUGGUUGGCGAUGAAGCUAGUAAAUUGCGCUCAAUGCUUGAAGUUUCAUAUCCUAUGGAGAAUGGCAUAGUUCGAAACUGGGAAGAUAUGUGCCAUAUCUGGGAUUAUACAUUUGGUCCUAAUAAGAUGAACCUUGAUGCCAAAAAUUGUAAAAUUCUGUUGACAGAGCCUCCAAUGAAUCCAGUAAAAAAUAGAGAAAAUAUGAUUGAGGUUAUGUUUGAAAAAUAUCAGUUUGCAGGCACAUACAUUGCUAUUCAAGCAGUCCUUACACUCUAUGCGCAAGGUUUGUUUACUGGAGUUGUUGUUGACUCUGGAGAUGGUGUUACUCACAUAUGUCCGGUGUAUGAAGGUUUUGCACUGUCGCACAUUACCCGUCGGUUAGACAUAGCGGGAAGAGAUAUUACUCGAUAUCUUAUUAAGCUACUCCUACUUCGAGGAUAUGCAUUCAACCAUUCAGCAGACUUUGAAACAGUAAGGAUGAUUAAAGAAAAGUUAUGUUAUAUAGGUUAUAACAUUGAACAAGAACAAAAAUUAGCAUUAGAAACUACUUUUCUUGUUGAACCAUAUACUCUCCCAGAUGGGCGAGUUAUAAAACUUGGAGGAGAAAGAUUUGAAGCUCCAGAAGCUUUAUUUCAACCCCAUCUUAUUAAUGUAGAAGGCCAAGGCAUAGCAGAACUAGUUUUUAAUACUAUACAAGCUGCUGAUAUAGACAUAAGACCAGAAUUAUACAAGCAUAUUGUAUUAUCUGGAGGAUCUACUAUGUAUCCUGGUUUGCCUAGUCGAUUAGAAAGGGAAAUUAAACAACUGUAUCUUGAACGAGUAUUACGAGGUGACACAGAAAAGCUAUCCAAAUUUAAAAUACGUAUUGAAGAUCCUCCCAGAAGGAAAGAUAUGGUUUUCAUAGGUGGUUCAGUAUUAGCAGAUGUUGUGAAAGACAAAGAUUCAUUUUGGUUGUCUAGAGAAGAAUAUUUAGAGAAAGGACUCAAAGUGCUAGAAAAAUUGGGUGCAAAAACGUUAUAUUAACUUGUAUCAGUCCUGCAUAGUCAAAUUCUGCUUUUGUCUACUUCAUUUUUAUCUGUAUCUGGGACCAUAGAAAUUUUAUUUCUAAAAAUCACUUUCAAUUCCAAAGCUGUCUGCUGAAACUAAUAUGGAACCGAGUAUGACUUUCUAAUAUAUAGAAUUUUGUAUUUGAUGCGAUGUUUCAUCCUAGUGAUUUUGAAGUUAUUGAUUCUUAAAACUAUUUAUGUUGUACAUUUCCUUGCUAACAUUUGUUAUGUUUCUUUUGAAAUAUAUAUUAAAUAAAUUUGAUAAGAGAAAUGUAUUGAAAUGUAUUUGUAAUGUAGAUAUCCCACUCUUAAAAUCAAAGGAGUCUGUCUGUUAAUAAUUAUUAUUUUUAUUUAAAUAUAAGUGUAGAAAUGUUCUGAAUUAUUAGUAUAAUAUUAAGCAGACCUAAUUUAUUUUGUAGAGGUACUUUAAAGAGCUACAGGUAAAGAUUUUUAGGAUUUUGCUCUUAAAAUGCAUAAUGCAUAUAAAUAAUUGGUUAUGUUAUAAUGUGACAAUCAAUGUACUGAUAUUUUUCCUAUUUUGAAAUUUUGAAAAAAUUACAUUAUUCUUGUAUUGAAAUAUGUAUAAAGUCAUUUAAACCUUA
Messenger RNA from Stegodyphus dumicola, 1930 nucleotides. RefSeq names its product Actin-related protein 2 (gene Arp2). The record is from RefSeq and is a predicted model, not a curated record. NCBI's taxonomy places the organism in Eukaryota, Metazoa, Arthropoda, Arachnida, Araneae, Eresidae.